Molecule: messenger RNA, 1596 nt
Organism: Trichoderma reesei QM6a
Lineage: Eukaryota; Fungi; Ascomycota; Sordariomycetes; Hypocreales; Hypocreaceae
Exons: 1
Coding region: 1-1596 (531 amino acids)
Biological process (GO): regulation of DNA-templated transcription
Molecular function (GO): zinc ion binding; DNA-binding transcription factor activity, RNA polymerase II-specific
Source: RefSeq, a predicted model, not a curated record
AUGCCACCUCCCAGGAUAAGACGAAUCAAAUGCGAUCUUUCUCAGCCUUCAUGCUCGAAAUGCCAGUCCACAGGUCGCAUCUGUGACGGCUACGGUGAUAUGCCUCUCGAGACUGAAUCGGGUCGUUCUCACAACGACGUGAAAAACGGAGCAGAUGGCGACACCAUAGGCGGUGCGAAUCGUCCAGAAACUUGUUGUGCGAGACACCACGGUCUCAUUUCGCAGAAUCCCAGACCCUUUAUGGUCUUACCGAUGACCGGUUCAGGCCAAACAGAGGCAAUGGGGUUCUUUGAGUAUAUUUCGAUCAAGCAUCUCAAUGAAUACCGCCCUAGUGAUUCAUGGCGGAGAAGCCUCAUGUUCUUCUCCCAGACGGUACCAUCCGUGCGGUACGCUGCUAUCGCAUUGGCAUUGGCCAACCAAAACUACCUGCAUCGCGGGUUUAGCGACCAAUUGCACCAACCGCCAUCCUCGAAAGACUGGCUGUCAGACAGCGUUGCCUUGUUUUACUAUAACCGAGCCAUCCAGCUUCUUCUCAAGCAGGAGAACGGAGACAGCGAGGAUACAACAGCCAUCACGCUCUUGGUCUGUUAUCUCUUCAUCUGCUUUGAUCAUCUGGCGGGCAACUACGCACAGGCAAUGAAGCACCUACGCGGAGGUGUUGAGCUCUCACGAAACGCCCAAAAGGCGAUACUAGACGGCAACAAUGCAUACGACGAGACCAAGACCUCAGGAACUCACGCACUCAUCUGCCAGAUCACGAGACAGAUCCGUCGUCUUGACAUGCAAGCCGUAACGUUUCUGGUUGACUGGACUCCCGCCGAUAUCAAAGACACAGCCGUAUCCCAGCUUGCGCAUCCCAAUAGUGCAUUUCAAUCUCUUGACCAAGCCGCUGACCACCUACAGAGUCUCAUCGCUCGAGUCAUGAGUCUACGCAAUAACCCGGGACAGCAAAUGCUUCCUUUGUCAGUCAAGAAUGCAGUUCUCGAACAGUUGGAAACGUGGUCGACUCUCUUCGAAAACAUGCUGCAACAACAUGGCAGUUCCUCUGAUUCAGAGGAGACGGCAUACCCGCUCAUCACACUGCUACGCCUACAGUAUACCAUCGUAUGGACUUAUCUCAGUAGCUCAGGGCCUGGGAGGGAAAUGGAAUACGACAACUUCCUGACCCAGUUUCAGCAAUGCGUGGCGUUGGCAGGCGACUUCGCGGCAGUGCAUGAGCGAUAUUCGGGGUCGUUGAAGCCGACGUUCACGCCGGAGAUUGGCAUGAUCCCAGUGCUUUACAUCAUCGGGGCCAAAUGCCGGCAUCCUGUUGUGCGGCGGGAGGCCUUGGGUCUUUUGAGGCGGCAACCGAUCCGGGAGGCGGUUUGGGAUAGCGUUGUUGUUGCCAGGGUAGUGGAGAGGAUAAUGGAGAUUGAGGAGGUUGGGUUUGAGAAGUGGGAAAUGAUACAGAGUAUGGAACAGGUUCCGGUGUGGCAGAGGGUUGAGACGCUGUCUUGGGCACAUGUCGUCGUCGAUGGACAGUCUGCGGGCAGAGUGGACAUUAACUAUACGUUCUGCGCGCGAGAGGGAUCGCAUAUUGAGUCUUUCAUGAUGUAA